CCGUCAUCUGUUCGGCCUGGAAAUUGGCCAAUAAACUUCUUCAUAUCCACUGUCUAAGACACCGUAUGUGCACCCGGUCACUUAUUAUUGUCACUACGCGGUAUCAACAAUGCGUCGCUUCGAACGGAUCUAUGAUGCGGUGGAGCCCGUUGAAGAGUACCGCCCGGGGGGGUAUCAUCCAGUGCACCUUGGUGACGUGUUUCAUCAGAGAUAUGAAAUCACUGGAAAACUAGCCUUUGGCCAAUACUCCACAGUAUGGCUUGCAAAGGACCGGCAAUUGGAGUCGCGACAGGUCGUGUUGAAAAUUUCAAAGUCAGAAGCGUCCCAAAACAACAGCGAGCUCUCUUUCCUUCUUACCCUGUCAUGUUCUGACACGGCCCACCCUGGAAGGAGACAUGUUAUUGAGAUACUCGAUCAUUUUUCUCACACGGGUCCGAAUGGAACUCACUUGUGUCUUGUUUUCCCAGCGAUGAUAUCCGAUGGGGAGGCAAUGACAAUCAGUGGGAAACCGCGAGAAGCAGGAUAUAUUCGGGCUGUUUCUCGUCAGAUUCUGCUGGGCCUUGACUUUCUUCAUCAGUCAGGUAUCGUUCAUUGUGAUCUGCAACCAGCAAACAUCCUGUUUUCGGUAGCUGGGCUCACGAAUAUGGACGAGCUGUUACAGCCUCCCGAGUUCAGCCCUGUCAAAUGGUUACCAGGUGUGGUUGAAGACCACAGCGCCCCCAGAUAUCUAAUGCCUACGCAAAGGCGCCGAGGCCAGUUGAAUAAUGCAGAUUUCUCGACAAUCCAGGUUAGGAUCGGUGAUCUGGGAGGAGCUCAAUAUAUUCGCCACUGUGACCAGCAACCAGUAACACUUCUGGCCUUGCGUGCACCUGAGUUGAUAAGACAAUAUAUCAAUGGCACUAGUAUAGAUAGAGCCAUAGACAUUUGGACCCUGGGUUGUUUGCUAUUUGAACUUGCAACAAAUGAGCCCCUGUUCCCUCUGGAUACGUUUCGUCUUACGCGCAAGGAGAUAGAAAAUGACCAUUGUUCUCUCAUCAACCAAAGACUGAGUUCAAACAGCCAGGGUGAUGAGAACUUCAUGAGAUACCUGAGUGACAGGCUACCGAUUAGCUUUGGUGCUAAGAAUGUGAAGACUCUGGCAUCAUUCCUUUCCCAUAUGUUACAAGUAAGCCCUCGCGACCGACUGUCGGCAAGCGACUUACUUCAGACACCGUUCCUAUUAUCUGAAUUCCAGCAUUAAUAUGUUUGUCACUUGCGCAAGGAAGAUCCAAUUCAAUUUUAGAAGAACCCACGCUGGCUUUUCUUUUAUUCGAGUGCUUUUGAUGACAGGCCUCCCUAACGGAGAGUCUGGCUAAACUUGAUGAACGCAUGAAGGGUCAACCCCCUCUUACAAUACGCUGGGGACAUCUGGUGAUAUUGAUCACAAUGGAAUU
Molecule: messenger RNA, 1433 nt
Organism: Aspergillus aculeatinus CBS 121060
Lineage: Eukaryota; Fungi; Ascomycota; Eurotiomycetes; Eurotiales; Aspergillaceae
Product: serine protein kinase
Exons: 5
Coding region: 110-1240 (376 amino acids)
Biological process (GO): spliceosomal complex assembly; regulation of mRNA processing; protein phosphorylation
Molecular function (GO): ATP binding; protein kinase activity
Source: RefSeq, a predicted model, not a curated record